Blastomyces dermatitidis ER-3 is the source of this 1479-nucleotide messenger RNA. RefSeq lists its product as uncharacterized. Bases 252 to 1298 code for a protein of 348 amino acids. The transcript is spliced from 3 exons. The record is from RefSeq and is a predicted model, not a curated record. Lineage: Eukaryota; Fungi; Ascomycota; Eurotiomycetes; Onygenales; Ajellomycetaceae.
GUUUUAUAUAGUUCACCUUGGCUAUCGCACGUAUCAAAGCUACCACGGCUUAGCUCUAUGAGCUUGGGGGUUUUGAACGGAUAUAUCUUUUUUAAAAUUGUUUGAACAAUGGAAAGUAUAAAUACGUUAAUUCCUUGUCCCUCUCCUCCCAUCAUGGAGCAAGUCCAUAUCGUCCUCUCUGAAUUUCCACAAUUCUUUACUGUACAUCUCAAGCUGCCAGUCACCUUGACUCCGUUCCUCCUAUAUCAAUCAUGGUGAAAGUGGGCCGCCCACCAGCCAAUGCCUUCGUGGCAGUGGCUAGGAAAGUCUACAACCCCGUAGGAUUUUCUAAGGGCUACAAUUUCAUUCUCUUCUUCAUCUUUGCUGGAGCAUUGAUGGGAUUCACUCUCGCCAGAUUACAAUACCUCGACUACUAUGGCAUAUUCUGCGGCUCCACUGGGAUCGGAGAGUGCUACUUCUUUACGAAGGGCAUCGAGGAGAUCGGCCUGAUUGUUCACCUUGCCACUAUCCUCCCAGCUUCUUUCCUCGUCGUCUUCCAAUUCGUCCCUGCCAUCCGACACAGAUGGAUAAUGAUCCACAGGAUCAAUGGCUACGUGAUCCUUGUCCUAUCCAUCAUCAGCAUAAUCUUCUCCCUCAUGGCCGCAAGACGUUCCUUUGGAGGUGGGCUGGACACCCAAGUGGCUGUUGGCUUCAUUGGGAUUCUCUUUAUCAUAUGUAUGGUUUUGGGAUACAUCAAUAUCAAACGUUUGCAGCUUGAGCAGCACAGAGCCUGGAUGCUCAGAGGAUGGUUUUACGCCUCCUCAAUUAUCACCCUCCGGUUCAUCCAGAUCAUCAUGACAGUUAUCAUCAGCCCAGGGGGUCAAUACUACGGUGCCAGGCUAUGCUCACAAGUAGAUUACACGAUUGGAGAGAAUCGAACGCGAGCCCUGUACCCUGAUUGCGACGCCUUCUACUCCGGUGCAGACCUGAACAAACAGGUUCUGGUUCAGGCCAAGUACUUAGGAGGGGGAAAUGAAAUAAACGCGGGUGCUGCCUUCGGCCUCGCUUUCGGGCCAUCCAUGUGGUUGGCAUUUGCCCUCCACGCGAUUGGAAUAGAAAUCUAUCUUCGUCUGACCCCUUGUGAAGCCGAAAGACUUCGAACCGUAUCUUAUCAACGGCAACAAGAAGCUGGAAUGGCGAACCCAGGACGGGCUGGAUUGACAGCUGACCGUUUGGGAGAUGCCGCAAUAUGGAAACCAACGUAUUCAACCGAUGAUGAAACCAAAGGGACUGCGCAGCAAAAUGGAAAUGGAGAGUAACUGACGUGACCUGUUUCUCCAGUACCGUUACUUUCAUUUAGUUAUUUCUUUUGUUUCUGCAUAUUUAUAGAGUAUAGUUAGAUUUCAUAUUGCAUAGGCAACGGAAAUUGAAACCUGGAAGUUCCAUAAUCGGUGGCAUUGGCGCCUGCUUUCGUACAAAUAUUACAUACCAUUCUUCCAA